Molecule: messenger RNA, 1217 nt
Organism: Nylanderia fulva
Lineage: Eukaryota; Metazoa; Arthropoda; Insecta; Hymenoptera; Formicidae
Product: protein takeout
Biological process (GO): multicellular organismal reproductive process
Source: RefSeq, a predicted model, not a curated record
UGUUUAUAAUUGGUUAGACUAGCCACAAGGAUUUUUAACCACGCAGGAUGUCGUUCCACGCUCUCGCCCUGUACUGCGCUACUGUGUUUGUGCUUGUCGCGGCUCAGGAUCUUGAGUUUCCGGUGCAAACCUGCAAGCGUGAUGCGCCUGAUUAUACAUCUUGCCUGAGACUUGCGAUGCAAGAAGCAUGGCCAAACUUCAUCGCAGGUAUUCCGAAUUUAGGCGUGCCAGUUUUGGAUCCGUAUUUUCUUGAAUAUCAACAUACUGUAUACGAUGCUGGUGACUUACGUGCAGAAAUAACAGUUAAAAAUGUUAAUAUCUAUGGACUCGCGAAAAGUAACUUCUUGGCUGUAAGGCCAUAUCAUUCUGCCGAUGCCUUUAAAUUGGAAGUCGAUCUUGAGUUGCCAAAGAUGCUCAUUGAGGGUAAUUUCAAAGCGAAUGGAGCUUAUGGAGCGUUAACACUUGGCGGAGAAGGAUUUUUCAAUAUUAGUAUGGAGGAUAUUAAAGACACAUGGUCCAUCGAAGGACCUGUAGCAAACGAUAGAUGGACGCUCGAACAUUUCCGCUUAAGUCCGGAAAUUGGAAAGAUGGUUAUCUGGUUUAGUGAUAUGUUCAAUGGAAACGAGGAACUCAACAAAGUAGCUCUUCAAUUUGUAAAUGAGUAUUGGCCAUCGUUGUACCGAGAGAUGUUGCCGUUCCUGUCGCAGAAUCUGGAUGAAUAUCUUACCGAAGCCGCUAAUCGUAUAUUGUCGAAGAUCUCCUUCUCGAAGACAUUCCCUUGAAAACCUCGAAGAAAAUUUUCCGUGCUAGAGCACGUAUACGUAGCGUAGUUGAAAUAUCAAAUCGAAGAUACGCUUGAAUUUUGGAGCAGCGAAUAUUUUAAUUAGGCGACUGCUCGAAAUUGGCGCGGAGGACUAUAGAGUUCCUCUCUCUCUCUCUCUAGAGUCUGCAAACAUCCCGACGUGAUCAUUUUUGUUUCUCAUCGUAACGUGAUAUUGUUAGAAUGCAUUUGCACUUCGAAUGUCGCGAUAUGCCUAUGAAUAAUGCGACAAUAUGGCGAGUUUAUUGUCUAAUUAUGUAACGUGUCAACAAAAUAGAUUACUUCUCAUCAUUGUUAUUAUUAUUGUGUUACUGCUAUUUCCACUAGCGAGAUUGUUUAUAUGAAGCACAGAUGUAAUUAAUAUCAGGAAAAAUAGAAAAAAUGUGCCAAAUCGAAA